GUAGUAUUUACCGGUGAACACUAGAUGUCAGCCCAUCAACAGUGUAUCUAAUGCGGGUACUGUGGCCACUAGGUGGUAGCUCUGCACCAGGAUUUCCUCCUCCCAGGUCGUCGAAACAACAAACCGAACUACGGAGCAAGCGGGGUGAGAGAACGUCCGAAACCGCCUCUGACCGCGACUUUUAAACUCUUUUUACUGAAUUGUAGUGGAAUUCAGACGGAGGCUGUAUAAGAAUAGUAAAAGUUCUGCUGGGACUGCAUUUCACAACAAGGUUACAUGCAACCUGUCCCUGUCUUGUAUUUUCUGAGGAUCUCAAGCCAGUCAUAAGUUGCAGUUAUCCAGAAGAUGUUACAGAAAUGAUAGCAGCACCAGAAAUACCAUCAGAGUUCUCCUUUACUCAGGAUACAGACACUCGAUUCUCUUCAGACACAGACUUCUCUGAGGAUCUCGAUGGAAGGAGUGCAACCCCAGCUAAAGGAAAGGGUGGAAAGAAGGGGAAGAAGGCAGCAGGGGAGAAAGGCAAAGGAGGGAAGGGAGCAGGUCGGAUAAAUGGCCACCACCAGGAGAAUGGCAUGGAAAACAUGAUGCUGUUUGAGGUGGUGAGGCUGGGCAGGAGUGCAAUGCAGUCUGUUGUUGAUGACUGGAUUGAGUCUUACAAACAUGACAGAGAUGUUGCGCUACUAGAUCUCAUCAAUUUCUUCAUCCAGUGCUCGGGAUGUAAAGGUGUCGUCAGUGGAGAAAUGUUUCGCAACAUGCAGAACUCUGAGAUCAUUCGACGAAUGACGGAGGAAUUUGAUGAGGACAGUGGGGACUACCCUCUAACCAUAGCAGGACCCCAGUGGAAAAAGUUCAAAUCAAGCUUUUGUGAAUUCAUUUCGGUGCUAGUGCGCCAGUGUCAAUACAGUAUCAUCUAUGAUGAGUACAUGAUGGACACAGUCAUCUCCCUUCUCACUGGACUAUCAGACUCCCAAGUCCGAGCCUUCAGACACACCUCAACACUGGCAGCCAUGAAGCUGAUGACAGCCCUGGUGAAUGUAGCUCUGAACUUAAGCAUCAACAUGGACAACACUCAGCGACAGUAUGAGGCAGAGAGGAAUAAGAUAGUGGCCAAAAGGGCUAAUGACAGACUGGAGCUGCUUCUGCAGAAACGCAAAGAGCUCCAAGAAAAUCAGGAUGAGAUUGAAAAUAUGAUGAAUGCAAUAUUCAAAGGAGUGUUUGUUCACCGAUAUCGUGAUGCGAUAGCAGAAAUCAGGGCCAUCUGUAUAGAAGAGAUUGGAGUGUGGAUGAAACUCUAUAGCGAUGCCUUCCUCAACGACAGCUAUCUGAAGUAUGUGGGAUGGACGAUGCAUGAUAAGCAAGGUGAGGUACGUCUCAAGUGUCUGACAGCUCUGCAGGGACUCUACUACAACAGAGAACUCAAUGCAAGACUGGAACUCUUCACCAGUCGCUUCAAGGACCGUAUUGUCUCCAUGACUCUUGACAAAGAGUAUGAUGUUGCAGUUCAAGCAAUUAAACUACUCACUCUUGUAUUGAAUAGUACUGAUGAGGUGUUGACGCCUGAGGACUGUGAGAGUGUCUAUCACUUGGUCUACUCGGCACACAGGCCUGUCGCCAUUGCAGCUGGAGAAUUCCUCUUUAAGAAAUUGUUCAGCCAGCGAGAACCAGAAGAGGAAGGUGCCCCCAAGAGGAGAGGCAGACAAAGCCCCAACGCCAACCUCAUUAAGACCACUGUCUUCUUCUUCCUGGAGAGUGAGCUCCAUGAGCAUGCAGCCUACCUAGUGGACUCUCUUUGGGAAUGUGGUGCAGAGCUACUGAAGGACUGGGAGUGUAUGAUUAGCCUACUCCUAGAUGACCCAUUGCCAGGGGAGGAAGCUCUUACAGACAGACAAGAGACAGCCUUGAUUGAAAUCAUGCUGUGCACUGUACGCCAGGCUGCUGAAUGCCACCCACCUGUUGGAAGGGGCACAGGAAAGAGGGUGAUGACGGCCAAGGAGAAGAAGACUCAGCUGGAUGACAGAACCAGAAUGACAGAGCUGUUUGCUGUGGCUUUGCCCCCUCUACUGGCCAAGUAUGCUGUGGAUGCAGAGAAGGUGACUAACUUGUUGCAGCUGCCUCAGUACUUUGACCUGGAAAUUUAUACCACAGGACGUCUAGAGAAGCACCUGGAAUCCCUGCUGCGUCAGAUCAGGGAAAUUGUGGAGAAGCACACAGACACUGAAGUUUUGGAGGUCUGCUCCAAGACUUACCAUGCCCUCUGCAAUGAGGAAUUCACAAUCUUUAACAGGGUGGACAUUGCUCGCUCACAACUGCUGGAUGAGCUGGUGGACAAGUUCAACAGGCUACUGGAGGAUUUUUUACAAGAGGGUGAAGAUGCUGAUGAAGAUGAUGCUUAUCAGGUUUUGUCAACUCUAAAGAGGAUCACAGCUUUUCACAAUGCACAUGACCUGUCGGGGUGGGACCUGUUUACCAGCAACUUCAAGCUGCUCAACACAGGCAUAGAGAAUGGAGACAUGCCUGAGCAGAUAGUCAUCCAUUCGCUGCAGUGUACCCACUAUGUGAUCCUGUGGCACCUAGCCAAGUCAUCUGAGGGCAGCUCCAGAAAGGAUGACAUGGUGACCCUGAGGAAGCAGAUGAGGGCAUUCUGUAUGAUGUGUCAGCGCUACCUCACCAAUGUCAACACAGCCGUCAAAGAACAGGCAUUCACCAUCCUAUGUGAUCUCCUGCUCAUCUUCAGCCACCAGAUGGUGUCCGGAGGUAGGGAACACCUGGAGCCUCUGGUCUAUUCCCCAGAGGACUCGCUGCAGUCUGAACUGCUCUCUUUCAUCUUGAAUCAUGUCUUCAUAGACCAGGAUGAUGACACAAAUAGCACAGAUGGGCAACAGGAUGAUGAGGCAGUAAAGAUUGAAGCUCUGCACAAGAGGAGAAACCUCCUUGCUGCCUACUGUAAACUGAUCAUCUACUGUGUGGUAGACAUGAAGACGGGAGCUGACAUCUUUAAACAGUACAUGAGGUAUUAUAAUGACUAUGGUGACAUCAUCAAGGAGACUAUGAGUAAGACUCGGCAAAUCGACAAAAUUCAAUGUGCCAAGACACUCAUCCUCAGUCUGCAGCAGCUGUUCAAUGAAAUGCUGUCUGAACUGGGUCAUGGGUUUGAUCGCUCCUCCUCUUCAUUCUGUGGAAUCAAAGAGUUGGCCCGACGUUUUUCUCUAACCUUCGGUCUCGACCAAGUCAAAACCAGGGAUGCUAUCGCUAUGCUGCACAAGGAUGGUAUCGAGUUUGCAUUUAAGGAUCCUAGUACCCAUGGAGAGGGAGGCCCUCCCCUUAACCUGGCUUUCUUGGACAUCCUCAGCGAGUUCUCCUCCAAGCUUAUGAGACAAGACAAGAGGACUGUCCACAUGUACCUGGAGCGCUUCAUGACGUUCCAGAUGGCACUGCAGCGAGAGGACUGCUGGCUCCCCCUCAUCUCCUACAGGAAUUCCUUGCAGGCUGGGGGUGAUGACGACACCAUGUCAGUGAUGAGUGGCUACUCCAGCAGAGGCUCCUCCAUCCGCUCCAAGAAGAUCAAGCCCCCUGCUGCUACAGCUGGAACUUCAGCAGCCAAGAGGAAGCUGCCAGAAGAGGAGAGCAGCAGCAGCAGCGAGGUGUGGCAGCAGAGCAUGCAGACCCCAGUAAUGUUGCCGUCCCCCCACCUCACCUCCACUGCCAUGCGAGACCCUAAGAGGGGCCGUGAUGACAGCUUCAUGGGGGUCUACCCCCUCCCCCACGACCAGCAGCAGCCCCACCAACACCCACAGCACCAUCAACAGACGCCUCAGCACCACCAAACACCUAUGGAUUACAAUUCCCAGGUGACGUGGAUGCUGGCUCAAAGACAGCAAGAAGAGGCACGCCAGCAGCAGGAGAGAGCCAUGAACUACGCCAAGCUCAGGACCAAUCUGCAGCAUGCUAUUCGUCGUGGUACUGGGCUCAUGGAGGAAGACGAAGAGCCGAUUGUGGAGGAUGUGAUGAUGUCAUCUGAGGGACGUAUGGAUGACCUCAAUGAAGGCAUGGACUUUGACACAAUGGACAUUGAUCUGGUAAGAUCCACAUUUAACUGUAUUAAAUGUUCAUUCAUUUGUACUUUAUUCUUUAAAUCAUUUCUUUUUUUAAAUAGAUCUUGUACAUACUGCACAGGCAAAAUCUAGGAAUGUCCUGAGGUUUUUGGGGAAAGACGACCACUAACCGAUCUUUUACCGAUUGGUUUCUGUUCUUGAAUGUUUUGACACAAAGCUCCAGGAUAACGGACCCUUUUAAAACCCAACAACUUUAUCUCAUGACUAAUGUGGUUUACAAAUCCCUCUGUACCAGUUGUGAUAAUUUAACUAGAUGCUUGUAUAUGGUUAUCCCUUCCAAACUUAAACCCUAACACCUUCAGUGUCGUGCUUGGGUCUCCCUCACCUGCGUCUCUCAGACGAUCAAAUUACAUAACAGACAUCAGUUUUUUUAGACACCUAGUGAAAUUGCUUUUAAGUGGCAAAUUAGUUUGCUGUUGUUUCUACUAAUGUAACAUCUGUUCCUAGGAUAUUAAGGCCAGAUGUUGCAUCUGGAGACUCAUCGUGGUCUGAUUUUAAAGUCCCAAUACUCUCAUCGAUGUGAUGCAGCACAUUCAAUUCUUCUGAGAUACUCGGAGGACCAAAAUUCCUAAACUCUGAUACAUCUGCAAAAAUCUCCAAAAGCCCUGAAAUUCUCAGUAAGCCUAGUUAGUUCUUAAAACUCUUUCCCCCGCCCACCAGCUGAGAACUAUCAGCCCAAAGAUCCUGACUGCAUGUCCGGCGGUCAGCUGAACCACCCCGGGCCCAUGUGGAGUCAAACAAAACCCUUUACUGCCUUAGAAAGCCGUGUGGUGCAGAUUGGGCUGUGAAAACCCAUUAUAUGUAAUGUGAUUUUCUUCAUUAGCACAAUCUGUUUUUUAAUCAUUUUCUUUUGAGUGUUGAAUUUUAAAGACUACCAAUCAAAUAAUGUCUUAUCAGUGUUAGGAAGGGCAGCUCAGCACUCAUCAAUCUGAGCUUUUCUUUGUUUUAUGGCCCAAUAGUUCCAGAAUGGGUCAGCCCCUUUCAGGGAUUUCUUUCCAUUCAGUUUGAUUUUUGUUACAGCUUAAUAACUAAGUUGGCUUUUUUUUAUGCCUGAGACCAUAAUAUAUCCUGAUUUUAUUACAUUUCAGUUAUUGGUUUUGCAUGCAUACUCUGCCUGCAUGGGGAAUAACCAGUUAGUUAUUCUAAGAAAAGACUGAUUGGUUUUAGCAUGCAAAAAUCAAUAACAAGCAGCUUGUGUUGAUCUUUGCAUACAACAUCAAAAUGAGUAAAGAGGACGAGUAGAUCAUCAAAAAGAAUUGUCGGCUGUGGGGAAGGAUAUAUCUGUUUUUUUUUCUUUUUUUAAUGACGAUGAAAGACUGUCGAAGGUGCCUUGCAACUGUCUCUACAACUGGAGGCAGCAUGACUAAUUUAUUUGGCCAUUUACCACAGAACCAUGUAUGAGGAGUUUAAAGCUAGAACUAAAUUAGAUUACAGACAAAUGUCUGUUUUGGAUGCUUGCGCUAGUGAUGCAUUCUAUAAGAAAGGAUCCAAAUGUCAUGUUGAAUCAGCCAUAAAAUUGAACUGCCCUAGUUUUUUUUCUAUGUUCACUUCAUUAGUUGCAUGGGUGUCAAAUUCUUUCCAAAUUGAGCUGUAGAAGUUUAUUGCUGCAAAUAGCUGCUGACAUUUUCUAACUUUUUUUUUGGGGGGGGGGGGAAUAAACAAAUCU
Etheostoma spectabile (orangethroat darter) is the source of this 5778-nucleotide messenger RNA. It is a transcript of the gene stag2b, whose product is annotated as STAG2 cohesin complex component b. Bases 357 to 4184 code for a protein of 1275 amino acids. The record is from RefSeq and is a predicted model, not a curated record. Gene Ontology annotation, biological process: sister chromatid cohesion. Gene Ontology annotation, molecular function: chromatin binding. Lineage: Eukaryota; Metazoa; Chordata; Actinopteri; Perciformes; Percidae. The transcript is spliced from 32 exons. Gene Ontology annotation, cellular component: cohesin complex; nucleus; chromatin.